AUGAGGAUCCUAAGUUGGAACUGUCGGGGGCUUGGGAACCCCCGAACAGUUCAGACCCUUCGCAUGAUAGUAAAGGAGAAGAUGCCUGAUGUGGUUUUCCAUAUGGAAACCAAACUCCCAUAUGGUAGAGCAGAUGGGAUUGCAAAGACCUUAAAGUUUGAGGGCUGUUGUGUUAGUGAGGCGGUUGGUAGAAGUGGAGGUCUUAUCCUACUGUGGAAACAAAAGGAUCAGGUAGAGCUAGUUAAUUUCUCAAGACAUCAUUUUAAUGUUUUGGUAAAUGACACUCAGUGUAACUUUAAGUGGUUACUAACUUGUUUUUAUGGGCACCCGAAUGCAAAUUUGAGAAAACAAACCUGGGAUUUAUUGUCAUCUUUCAAGCCUAGUGAAGGGGGUUGGGGGGUGAUAGGGGAUUUUAAUGAGAUCUUGUUAAAUGAUGAGAAAGAGGGGGGAAGAGGCAGGAAUGAAAACCUCAUGAAAAUGUUCAGGGAGCUGAUAGAAGAAGGGAAUUUGAUUGAUCUGGGAUGGAAAACAAACAAAUUCACAUGGUGCAACCGACAUGAAGAUGAGUCUUUCACAAAGGAAAGACUAGACAGAGCUUUAGCAAACCUGAGGUGGAAAGGAGUUUAUACAGAGGUUUCAGUGGAAACUCUUCCAGUUAUCUGUUCUGAUCAUAGCCCAAUACUACUUUCCUGUAGUUUUGAGAGGUGCUCAGAUUACAGAUUUCACUCUUCUUUCAAGUAUGAAGCCAAUAGGAUAAAUGAGAGGGGCUGUAGAGAGGUAGUUUCUGAAGCAUGGCAAGGGAGUCAUAGAGGGGUGUCUGGUUUGGAGAAGGUUUUUAUAUAA
Molecule: messenger RNA, 843 nt
Organism: Carya illinoinensis
Lineage: Eukaryota; Viridiplantae; Streptophyta; Magnoliopsida; Fagales; Juglandaceae
Exons: 1
Coding region: 1-843 (280 amino acids)
Molecular function (GO): catalytic activity
Source: RefSeq, a predicted model, not a curated record